CAUAUGAAUACAACCACAACUAAUCUGUUUCUAAAGUUAAACAAGUAUAAGCAAAUUGGUUUAGUACGGUUGGCAGGUAAGCACGAGUUUUAGCAGUGUAAUUGGAGCAAAUCUGAUGUAGUUUUAUGUUUAGUUCCGUCGCGCGCUCCACAGCGUGCAGAUAUGAGCUCUUAGCAGAUGAUUGGGAAUUUGAUUCCGGUACACUUCUCAAACUAACGAACCGUCAAGCUAACAGCGGUAAAUUGUUAGAAAUUCCUAAAGCUUAUCAAGUUUUUGACGUUUCAAUGUACAAUUUGACGUCAAUCACAAUAGGGUUGUAUAACCAUGACAUUUGUAUGGUGCUAUAAUAUCACAACAGGUAUUAUUUUCAUCACAAACCAUAUUUACGACGCUCUCUUAUUCAUAGCCAUAAGUCAUAACCAUCGGUAGAUAACAAUGGCCAGAAAAAUUGUAAACAAGAAAUUGUUUUUCAUUGCAAAUGACUUCGAUAAGUUGAAAUUGCGAUCUUAUAUGAAAUUAUUCAUGAACAUGCUCGUGAAUUAUUUAUGUUGUUGUGCGACGAAUUAAGUGUUAUUGUUUGAUUAUUUCUCAAGAUAAGGUAUGCAUACUAAAGAGAGUUAUAAUGGAACACACGAAAAGUGUGUUAAUUAAAAAUAGUGUGCACUACACCCUGAAAGAAAUGUCACGGUCGAGAUGUGCAGAGUAUGAUGGUUGCGUCUGCGCCGGUGAUAGUGGCCCGCGCGCACGCUGCCACUUCACAAGUAAAAAGUCACUCGCAGUGGUCGCACUGAGCUCACCCUCAGUGCACAAUUCGCUUUCGUUAACUGUGCUACGUAACUUAUUUGUAAACAAUACCGGUUGUGUUUCACCUUUUCAAAAUAAAUCGAACUCAAGUCAAAAACCACAAGUCACAUGAAAAUCCACUUUUAGCAUUUCUGGCAAAUCAUUGAAUGAUGGUUACAAGAAAUCAGUAUUAAUCAAGGACAAACGCCAUUUAUGCAAGCUACAGCGACGUGAAUGGAAUAAUGAACUGUACAGGAGUUACUCCGUAGUCUUUGGGAAUAACAAUGCUCGAAGGAGUUCGUCGGCCCCAUUGUGGUUACACACCGAGACAGACGAACACUGUUUUACUGCAGUUGCUGUUAAAAUGUCAUUUGAUGUAAAGACAAAGAUACGUUUGCCAUUAAACUCUUUAGUUUUAUUGUUUGUGUUGUGCCAGUGUUAGUUCAGUGUGAUGGUAGAAAGAAAUACAAUGAAGUGUGAAGAAGAGGCGGUCGACAGUCUCGAUGUGUUCACACAGCCCAACUCUGAAGACGUUUUCCUCGACAGUUUGGAACCUAACACGUUCAGAGAAAAAUGCGAACUUUCGGGAACACAAAGUACGCAGCCGCCCAAUGUUCUGGACCUCAGUAGUGGUGGGCGAGCGUCGCUGGGCGCGGCGCUGGCGCAGCAUGCAACAGGGGCCUUCACUGUGAGAGUCCUCAAACUAAGAAGCAAUGCCUUAUCGAGUCUACCAGCUCAAGUUUGGACCCUGCAAGCUCUCACACACCUCGACAUCAGCGACAACAGGAUCACAGAACUGCCACCAGAAAUAUGCCAACUUACACAAUUGGAAGAGCUCCAAGUGAGCGACAACGAACUACGAUCCAUAGACUGCGUGCUGCGGCUACCGCGGCUCAGGACUCUGGUGGCGACCAGAAAUCUGAUCACCAGUUUUGGGCCCAAACCACAAAUGGCGCCAGAAGAUGAAAAUAAAUCAGAAUAUCGAGCUCCCCUUACCACCGUCGACCUGAGGCAUAACAAACUAAAAGGGAGCAUCAUACUUGGAAACUAUGAGCACCUAGUGUCUUUAGACCUGUCUCACAACAGCGUGGAGGUGUUGGUGGUGUCAGCAUUGCGCGGCCUGCGGGAACUGUACGCGGCACACAACACACUGCAGCACCUCGCCCUGCAUGGCGCCAUGCUGAGGAUCUUACGAGCUCCUUAUAAUCAACUAGAAACCCUAACAACAACAGUACCACCGAUCAACCUAGUCGAAAUCGACGUGUCGCACAACAAGCUGACAUCCCUACCGCAGUGGCUCAGCGGGUGUUCCGACCUCACCACGCUACACGCCAGCAAUAACCAGCUCAACUCCCUGCCAGAGCAUCUGUUCUGCAGCGAACUCUCCAGUCUAACCAGCCUACAUCUAGCACACAACAAAAUAUCCAGCAUACCUUCUAUGCCAAGACUAAGAUCACCACUCCGAGAGUUACUCCUGCAUGACAACUGUAUUCAAUCCCUACCAGAGAACUUCUUCUCAACCUGUGAUCGUCUGUGUGUUUUAAAUCUCACUAACAACAGGCUUAGUCGACUGCCACACACCAGAGGUCCCUCAUCGCACUGUCUUGAAAGACUCUACCUUACUGCCAACUGCCUAACUGAUGAAGUAGCAGAUGUUAUAAUAGCCUUCAGAGGAUUGAAGAUAUUACACAUCGCGUAUAACUGCCUCACUAAUCUACCAGAAACAUGUAUCAACUUCUGGCCAGAUAUUGAAGAACUCGUAUUGUCUGGAAACUGCCUUUCAAGACUUCCAGAAAAUUUGCCCCAGUUGAAUAAUAUUAAAAUAGUAAGAGCUCAUUCUAAUAGAUUACGCUCUGUUCCAAUGUUUGCGUGCAGUGCCUCUGUUAAAAUACUAGAUUUCGCGCAUAAUGAAUUAGAUAGUAUAGACUUACGACUUCUUGCACCAAAACAGUUGAAGUUUUUAGAUAUAUCGUGUAACAAAAAGUUGCAAGUGGAUCCUUCGCAAUUUAGCGCGUACAGAUGUCAACGCCCGCUUAGUUUGGUCGAUGUCACCGGACGACAUUCCUUACCUUGGACACAAAAAAGUGUUUAUCACGAAGAACUGAACGGCUCGACGCCUUGGACCACAGGAUUUUCUGAAUGCCCAAAUAAAUCGUUACAGUUAUGUUGUGCACAAAUACGCUUGCCGUCCUUUUGCAAUAGGGAAGGUUUAUUUGCAAUCAUUGACGGUGAAACUGAUAUUGAAGUGCCAAAAAUUUUACAAACCUCUAUACCUGGACUUGUACUCGAAGAGAAAUCUAUCAAAGAAACAGUUAAUGAGUAUAUGAAAUAUGUUGUCCUAUCUGCGCAUAGAGAACUCAAGGAAAAAGGGCAGAAAAAAGGUGCUUGUUUAAUUUUGUGUCAUUUAUCGCCCAUAACUGCACAAGAAAAUGGUUUUGGCCACUCGGCUCGGAAGUAUAGCUUGAAGCUUGCCAAUGUAGGAGAUACAAAAGCAGUUCUAAGUAGACGGAAUGGACCUCUAAGUUUGGGAAUAGAAAAUAACAAAAGAUUAGGAUAUUCGACAAACUAUCCUAAUACUGUGCCAGAUCCUGACGUCAUACAAACAAUUAUUAAAGAAGAUGAUGAGUUUUUAAUCUUAGGGAAUGGACAUUUUUGGAACGCUGUUAGCAUGGAGACUGCUGUGUCAGAAGUCAGAGCUGAACGAAAUCCAGUUCUAGCAGCCAAAAGGUUACAAGACCUAGCACAAAGCUACGGCGUAGAAGAAUGUAUAUCAGUGUUAAUUGUUCGUUUUGAUGCGGCUCGAUCUGAUGUGGAUCUGUUAAUGCGUGAGUUACGGCAAACUAUAAACAGUAAUAAAUCGGUAUGCCGAUCGGAUUGUUGCUGUUCACGUUUAGAGCCAUGUUGUCAUUCGGUGACGCCUCCAAAGCCGUGCAGCGAUCGAUCAUCUCCAAGUGGGCAGAGUGACCGGCCACCAAGUGAAGCCGUCAGUCACCAACAUUAUGCUAGCGUGCGGUCACAAGCUAAAGCAUCGGAACGCAGGAGUUGUCGAGGCGGCGUGGCCCGCGCCAUCCGUGUCCGAGUCGAAGAAGAUAAGGAGGAUGAUCACAGACAUGAAGAAGUAUCUAAUCCUGAAGAACAGUUCAAAUGUUGGGAGUACAUGCUCGAACAAAACACUCAAAUGUUAUUUGAUAAAGAAUUAGAUAAUUUGUCGAAAGGCAUCAAGUCGAAUGUUAGCAGCUUAAGAAAUCUUAAAGGUCUAUCAGGCAGUAGUCCGCAGUUACACUUGACAGGCAAACAAUCGAAAGGAAUGCCGUUCCUCUCAAAACAUUUUGGAAGUGCGAGGUCGUUUGGCAGUGCUUUGAAACCUGACUUUAGAUUCGGUUCUGGUAGGUUACCCAAUGGUGGUCCAAAUGCAGCGUACUUUGGAUCAUUGCAGCGGCUCAUGCCCUAUCAUCUGGAAUACGAUUUUGCUGUGAUACAAGAGAAAUCCACCCAAGACUCCUUAGACCUUGAAGGUCGCAUGCAACAGUACUGGGGUGUAGCGACGACGGAACUGUAAAAUAUAAUAUUGUUUAGGUACUGAUAGCUUGUAAGUUGUAAAUAAAACUUUAUUGUAAUUACAUAUAAGUACAAUUAUUUAUAAUAUAGAUACCAUUCAUCUGUCGACUAGAUUUUUUGCACAAAGUAUUAUAAUCACUAUGGACUUGCCUAUAUCAGCUAUUAUUACUUAUAUUACAUUAAUUCUAUGUACAAUAUUGUGAUAAUGUUUGUCGAAUGUUAAAUAAAUAUGGGGUUACAUCUAUUCCAAUUA
Molecule: messenger RNA, 4594 nt
Organism: Spodoptera frugiperda (fall armyworm)
Lineage: Eukaryota; Metazoa; Arthropoda; Insecta; Lepidoptera; Noctuidae
Gene: Phlpp
Product: protein phosphatase PHLPP-like protein
Exons: 6
Coding region: 1235-4342 (1035 amino acids)
Molecular function (GO): protein binding
Source: RefSeq, a predicted model, not a curated record